GAAAAGCAAAUGACCCGUAAGGCUGAAAAGUGUAUGUUUUUAAAAGAAAUAUCGCCCUUGCUGUAUUAGCUGACUUUCACUGCCAAAAAUCACAAAAGUACGAGUUUAACUUUGAUUCGUGUUUGAUUCAUUCAUUGCAAUGAAUUACGACUCAUUGCUGUGAAAACUAGACAUUGAUAUCAAUAUUGGCUGUUUGGAAAAAUCUACAUCCUUGCAAGGUUGAAAAAUGGACCUAGAUGUGGACUUCUGUCCACUUCUUGCCCAGAUUCAGGGCUACCUCCUCCAGCAUCUUAAUGAAGAUAAAACAAAUUUCAAAGAUGAUCUUGCUCAAUUAGCAGAACCAUUUGCAGUCCAUGUAAGCCGCUGCCUGUCCAAGGAAGAUGCAGACACCAGCUCUGUGCAGAGCCUGCAUGACCUGCUGUUGGCCAGCUCCGGCCUGGUGCCACUCGACCCCAGCUGUCCACACGCCCAGUCUGUGCUGGCCAAGCUGCAGGGCGCGCGACUACCGGCCGCCCUGUACCUGUCUGCGCUGCCGGUCGGCCUGGAGCCGGCCCUGCUGCGGCGGCUGAGCCUCACCGAGCGUCCGGCCGAGCUGCGCGCCGCCCUGGUGGCCGCCGUGAGCCGGGAGCCGGUCCGGUGGCCGGCCGUGCCGCCGCUGCUCGCCGCCUGUCUGCAGACUGCCGAGCCGGCCGCCGACGUGGACAGACUACUGACGCUGCUGGUGGCCGCCCCGGUCACCGCCGACGGCCGGCCGGCGCUGGCGCUCACCGCCUGUCUGCUCGUCCUGCUGGAACACCUGCUCGAGUCCCAGCAGCCUCCGGACGCCGGCACGGCCGCAGCGGCCGCGGCGGCCGUCUCAGCUGCCACUGAGCUCUACCGGCGUGUGACGCUCAACGAGUGGCUCGAGUGGGCCGAGCGAGACGCGGCCGUGGUCACCGGCGGCGCCACGGUGCAGGCCGCUCUCUCCGAGACUCUGCAUGACGUCACGUCUCUGGUGGAGGACGCCCGCCGUGAGGGGCGCGCCGCGCUGCUGCCGGCCGCCACGGACGCUCUACUGGAGACGGUUCGUCCUUACGCCGGCCAGGAGACUGUAUCACGUCAGGAGCGGCUGCGCGUGGUGGCCGAGCGCGGUCGCAGGAGUCGGCGUCACUUCCGCGCGCUGCUGGAUGAGUUUGAUGUGACUGACGAGGAGUUGGUGCGGUGUCUGGAGAGCUGUCCCGACCUGAUCGUCAGUGACGACCUCUGGAGACUGCUGACGGUGCUGGAAGAGUCUGCCGGCCAGCCCUCCGAACUCCGGGACAGGGUGGUCAAGGUACUGGUCGCUGAGCUGCUGAAGGAUGCUGAGGCCGAGCAGCGCCGCCGGCUGGUGGAGCACGUGCUGAGUACAGCUCCUGCGCUGCGCACCUCCUGCUGGGAACAGGAGCUGAGGACUGCGUCGGCCCAGAUGGCAGGCGGCGACGGGAACUCCAUCAGUGAGACCUCUGUGGAGCAGGUGUGCGGUCUGCUGCUGCAGUCGCCACGCCCCCUGCUACACUCUCUGGUACAACAGACCGCAGAGAGUGGCGGUAAGGCGACUAUAAUGGCCGCCCUGCUGCCGGCACUGAACCGCCGCCUGCCGCUGCGGCUGCUGCGCGCCGAGACGGGCGCUGAGAAACCUAAGGAGAACGCUGCUACUGCUGAAACCGACAAAACUAAAGAUAACGCCGCUACCACUGCCGACCCUACCAAAGGAACCUCUGAGACAUCGCUAGGACUUAUAGAGGCGCUGAUCAUGGACCAGCUGUCUGAGACGUCGGAGCUGAAGCCGUUCCGGCAGCUGACGCAGCUGCUGGUGGCAGCUGUCGGCUGCCAGCUGACAGCUGUGGAUGAGCGUCUGGCGGGCCGCGUCACCGCCCUGCCAGUGCCAAAGCGGCUCACGCUGCAUCUUGUGCAGGAGCUGCUCGGCAGCGCUGCGCCGCGCUCGGCCGCCUGGUGCUGUCCGCUGGCGCAGUUUGCCGCUGUCGCACUGGACGAGACUCUGGACCUGGACUCUGAGGAGACGGCGCCAGAGGCGGCCGUGGACCAGAGACAGAGAGCGCUGCACUGCUUCAGACUACUGGGCGACGUCGACCAGCUGGACGCCACGGGCGCGCUGUCGGCCCUCUCGCGCCGCUGCCACCCGGUCACCCAGCAGUACGUCAGUCGGCUGCUACUCCGCCAGUCGCCGCCGGUCGACCACGAUCCACUGCUGCUCUGUUUGACCGAGGAGGCGGCGCCCGCCUGGCACCCCGACCAGCACACGCUCAUCAAGGCCACGCUGGCGUCGUACCUGCCGUACCUCUGUGAGGACGAGUGGCGGCGGCUGCACGACGCGCUGCUCCAGUACAGCAGCGGCCGCGCCCCGCUCGCCGGGCAGGCGCCGGCCGAGCAGCGGCCCCUGGCCCGCUCAGUGUGGUACUACGGCGACCUGAUGACCCUCUGGACCACUGCCGUGGACGGGGUAACGCCGGAGGAGUCACUGCUGCUGGCUGCGCCGAGGGUCACCGUCUGCCUCCGGGCCAUCGCCGUACAGGUCAAGAGAUCGCUGGAGCGCCUUUCCUCCGACUGCCCCGACGAGUACUGUGACGAGCUCUCGGCCGUGUUUCUGCCGCUGACACACCUGAUGACGCUGGUCUCCGACCCGGCCGCCCGCGACUCUCUGGACAUGCUGGCCCUCUACGUGACGGCAGAGUUCAUCAAACAGCUCACCAGCCGUAUGGAGCAGAAGAGUGCUGAACUGCCGCCGAAGGAAGAGACACCACCUGCCGACGAUACGGUCCCCGUCUCCCCCUGCAUGGACUGGGAGCUGCAGCAGAUGGAUGCCUCCGCCAGUACCCUGUCUCAGUUCGUCGUGGGGUGCUUCAACAUCCCCAACGACUCGCCGGUGAAGAAGCGGGUGCUGCAGCACAUCAGCGGCUCGGUGCUGGGCAGCCUGACACCCCAGCAAGGAGUGGCCGGCUGAGGUCAGUCCGUCCAGGCACCCCUGGUGGCUAGGGCGGCUCUGCUCUAGUCACGCCUGGUGACUGAGGCGGCCCACGCAGUUACCGUCUGGUGGCUGAGGCUCCUCCAGUCACCCACCCUUGGGGGCCAAGGCAGUCCUUACAGUCACCUCCGGUGAUGGCUGGACUUGUCUCGCCGUCACUGAGUACGGAGAUAGCUGUGCACGGAGUACGGAGACAAGUGGUCCGUCCGCCGCCGCGCAGUGUCUGAAGGUCAGUCUUCGGGGACGGGGUGGGUGGCAGCCUCCACCAGACAGCUGAGGUGGAGCGUGUUGCGCACGUGAAUCUCGCCCAGGGAGCCGCACUGCCGCAGUGUGAGAAGGAGUUAGAGGGUAGGGUUUGAUAGGCCGAGUGGGCUGUGCUAAUAAUGCAUCGAAUAGUCUGCGCUCGCGGCGUGGGCUUAAGGCUUUCAAAUUUCAAUGCUCAGUUGGUUUGUUGGAUACAACUUAGUUCUUCAGCGCUGUGUGGUGUGACGGUGUUUCAAAUCGAGCGUAUGAUAGGAUUACGUACAAGGUAUGCCAAUAGUUGCUAUUGUUUGUACAAUUACUUUGUUUUGCACUUGCCUGUGCAAAGUGCAAGGCCAAAUAUUCAUACAGUACCCAACAGCUGACUCUGCCUCCCCAAUCAGUAUUCCGUCUUCCCCGUGACGUUUUCCGAAUAAACGACUGAGUUUUCACUAA
Messenger RNA from Amphibalanus amphitrite, 3697 nucleotides. RefSeq lists its product as uncharacterized. The coding region runs from base 227 to 2980 and encodes 917 amino acids. The record is from RefSeq and is a predicted model, not a curated record. The transcript is spliced from 10 exons. NCBI's taxonomy places the organism in Eukaryota, Metazoa, Arthropoda, Thecostraca, Balanomorpha, Balanidae.